AUGUCACAAGUCGUUAAGCAAAUAGAGGACAAGUUUGAAAUAAUCUUGGCAUCAUCAUCGCCGAGGAGGUACGAGAUUGUCACUGAUGUCAUGGGAUUUGCUAAUAUCAAGUUGAUGAAGCCUUCGUUCGAAGAGAACCUUGAUAAAACGUUAUAUGAGGGAGAUCCUGUCAGAUACGUUCAUGAUACGAGUAGAGCCAAGGCCAUUGGGAUCGUCGACGAUAUAAAGCAAUUGGAGAUAUCAGCCUCUGAAAAGCGCCCUAAAUUGAUUAUUUGUGCAGACACUGUGGUCAUCGACAGCGAUAACAACAUUCAUGAAAAGCCCAAAGAAUCACAGAAGCAACUGGCAAACCUGUUAAGUUUUCGGGACAGUGACGGCCCGGUCAAAGUUGCUACCAGCGUCACAUUAAUCAUAUGGCAAAACACCGAGGAUUAUUCGUUCGAACAGUUUGAUGAGAUAUCCGAGGUCCAUUUCGAUCCUGAUUUUCCUUUAGGGAUUCUAUACGACUAUGUGGACUCUAGAGAUGCCCUGGACGUAGCUGGUGGGUUCAAAGUGCAAAGCUUUGGAGGUGCGAUGAUCUCCCAGAUAAAUGGCGAUUUCUUCAACAUUGUUGGACUCCCAUUAAACAAAACUUUCAAGGCCCUGUACAAGGCGGCAUUCCCGCUGGAGGGCUGA
This is a messenger RNA of Lachancea dasiensis, 675 nucleotides long. The record is from the annotation of a GenBank genome assembly. NCBI's taxonomy places the organism in Eukaryota, Fungi, Ascomycota, Saccharomycetes, Saccharomycetales, Saccharomycetaceae.